Molecule: messenger RNA, 1206 nt
Organism: Canariomyces notabilis
Lineage: Eukaryota; Fungi; Ascomycota; Sordariomycetes; Sordariales; Chaetomiaceae
Exons: 1
Coding region: 350-880 (176 amino acids)
Source: RefSeq, a predicted model, not a curated record
AGGGUCCAUCACAAAGUCCAGCGAUUCUUGAUUUAGGGGUAGGAUAUGGGUGACUGGCGUCAUUUGGGCUCAUUUGAGUUCGAUAUAUGGGGAUGUUCUUAUUCCUCUCAAGCAGUCCUGGGUUCAUCCGAGAAUCAACCAAACACCUUGAUUAAACUGCAACGUUGACCUGCAACCUUUGGCGAGUCUGUUAGUGAUACCGUUGCAAUCACACCAAACUGUUAACACUCAAACAAACCCCUAUUCUAUCUCUAAGCAAACCAACAACAACAACAACAACCCACCCACCCACCACCAGAACCUUUGAAAGUAUCGAACAAUCUCGAAAGAGAAAAUACCAACCGUCAAAAUGCCGACCGUGCUAGGCCUGACCAACGAAAAGUCCAAAAACUCCGGGUACACGCCCUCGUCCAACACGAUGGGCUCCAACGCGCGGCUCGACACCAUCUCGAAGCGGAACCACGCGGCGGCACGCGAGAUGGAGACAAUCCUGUGGCGGGCGCUGCUCGACGAGCCCGACACGGCGCGCGACUACAUUGCCCACGACUGCGUCAUGAUCAACCCGCUGCUGGCGCCACACCGCUCCACGCAGCCCCUGUCCAAGGACACGCAGCCCCGCGCCCAGGACGUGCUCGCCUCGUCCGGCAAGGGUUUACAGUACUCGGGCUUCCGGUUCCAUGGCGACCCGCUCGUCGUCGAGGUCGAUCUCAUGGCGGUUGCGCUGGUUUAUAAGUUGAGCUUGUACAAGCAGACGAGGAAGGGAACGAGGGAGAUUGUCUGCACGGGAAGCAGCACGUGGAGGCAAACGGCCGGCGCGGACUGGUUGUUGGUUGCCAUGCAUGUUGCCGAGGUGGACGAGGUUGGUGAGGAUGAGGAGUAGAAUGGGGACUGGUACUGAUUUCGUGUUUUGGUUUUCUUGUUGGCAAAGGUCAUGUUCAUGGGAGUAUGGUCAGGAUACGAGUUGAUAUGGUUUGGGUACCGCCUUGUGGAUAGGUCUUCGGUAUUUCUCUGCUUGGUUUCGAUGGUUGAGUUUGGAGUGCAGUGGAAGGCAUGGAUAUCCCGGUUGACGGACGAGGACUGGACUUAGCAGUGGUAUAUCAAGACGGUAUUGCAUAUCAUCAAUGAUGUCAGUGGUCCAUGAUGGUUCAGUAAUUGUUUUUAUCCAUAUGCUUUGCAACAACAGCCAAUCCUGGCCGAGAGAGAACG